UAAAAUCUCCGUCAGGACUUUCUCGCGGUGCCCAAGUCGGCGACGGUUGGGUUUGAGCUUAUUUAUAUUCAGAAAACAAAAAAAUUUUAAGAACAGCACAACAACAUCAUUAACCAAUGAAUUUUCCAAUUAAAUAACAUAAAUUAUUCAAUACUCAACGACUUUUAAUUAUUAAAAUAGUGAUAUCCACUUAUUUUAUACUCAAAAUACAAAGUGUUGAUUCUAUUGUAGAGAAGAUAAAAAAUGGCACCACCAAAAGUGAUAAAUAAUCAAAAUAAACCUGUUAGCGUGGGUAUUACAGUUAAAAAAGGUAUUACUACAAGAAAUCAAAAAGCAGCAGAUCAGCUCAACAUCAAACCACACAUGCCCGUUAAAGAUUUAAGGGUUAAACGAAAAGCAGACGCAUCUCCUCUCAAAGACAAAAUAACUAAAAGAUCAGCUCUAGGCAACAUCACUAAUGCUAUUGGGAAAUCAUUGGGUGUUCAAUUACCAGAAACUAAAAGAGCAGUCAAGAAAUCACAAGUAAAACCUAUUACUUCGGUGUACACUCUUAGGAAUAACGAAAAAGCGACAGUAAAACCCAAUAAUGUCACGAGUUCAAAAUUAAAACCUGCCGGCAAAGUCACAAAAAUAACGAAAAAAAUAGAAGAAAAGAAAAACGUAUCGCAAAAAAGCUCAAAUCAAAAACCAAGUGAUGUAGAAAAAUCUGACGAAAGUUCUCUUUAUGUUAGCGCACUAGAGGACUUAUCCCACGAUAGUGCAAAAAAAAUUAGAAUAAUUAACGAAAAAAUCGAAGAAGAAGAAGCCACAGCAGUUGAAAAACUUGAUAAGUCUAAAAAAAAUUCAACUAAUGCUCAAACUUUGCCACUUGCUGAACAUUUAGAUAAUACACCAAUCCGAGAAUUACCUGCUGGUGUUUUGUGGGAUUUUGAUGUUGAAAAUUGGCGCGAUCCUUACCAAGUAUCCCAUUAUGCAAUGGAAAUAUUUGAGUAUCUCAAAAGCCGAGAAACUAAGUUCUCUAUUGGUGAUUACAUGGAAAAACAAGUAUGUCUUUCACGGUGGAUGAGAUCUUUAUUAGUUGAUUGGAUGGUUGAAGUUCAAGAAUCAUUUGAAUUGAAUCAUGAAACUUUGUAUCUAGCUGUUAAAUUGGUCGAUUUAUACUUAACUAAAGUGACUGUGGGAAAAGAGACUCUACAGCUCUUAGGAGCUGCUAGUUUAUUUAUAGCUAGUAAAUUUGACGAAAGAAUUCCUCCGAUGGUUGAGGAUUUUCUAUACAUAUGUGAUGGUGCUUACAGCCAACGUGAGCUCACUAGAAUGGAAAUGAAUGUACUAAAGAUCGUUGAUUUUGACUUAGGAAUCCCAUUGUCUUACCGAUUUCUCCGACGUUAUGCAAGGUGCAUAAAAGUAUCAAUGCCAACUUUAACCCUCGCUCGUUACAUUUUGGAGUAUUCAUUAAUGGAUUAUGCAACAAUAACGUUUAGUGAUAGUAAAAUAGCCGCUGCUGCUCUUUUCCUUGCUCUUCAAAUGAAAGAUCUUGGUGGAUGGACUCCAACUUUAGAAUAUUAUACUGGGUAUAAAGUUGAUGACAUUAAAAAUAUAGUCAAUGUACUAAAUCAAGGCCUUCAUCGAAAAUACAAGGAUGCUUUAGCUACUGUUCGCAAUAAAUACAGUCAUAAGAUAUUCUUCGAAGUUGCUAAAAUACCAUUAAAAGAUAACUUGGACUUAUAGUGAAUCGUCAAACUAUUAAUAAUAAUUUUAAAACUUUUUAGUUAUUUAAGAAAUUGCGUUCUGCAGUUUGUAUGAUCAAUUAUCUAUUAAUUUUUAUAAAGUAUUGCAUUAUUUUAAAAAAAAAGUCUGAAUCAACACCUAAAGCUAUUCAAAAAAUUUUAAAUACGAAAAUUAAUAACAUGCCAAAUUAUACAACGUACGAUGGUAAUUUUGAAAAAUAAAAAAAAAUUACAGUUUGAUAGAAAAUUGAUUUUGAUAUUCACACAAUUGUAGGAAAUUUAAAUUUAUAGUUAUUUUCGCUGUUUAUAAUAUAUAUAUAUAUUUUUUUUUAUUAAAGUAAUUGUAAAAAAGUUCAUUUCUAUCAUUUUAUUUAUUUUACGGAGAAAUUU
Molecule: messenger RNA, 2117 nt
Organism: Microplitis demolitor
Lineage: Eukaryota; Metazoa; Arthropoda; Insecta; Hymenoptera; Braconidae
Gene: CycB3
Product: G2/mitotic-specific cyclin-B3
Exons: 7
Coding region: 244-1728 (494 amino acids)
Biological process (GO): regulation of cyclin-dependent protein serine/threonine kinase activity; mitotic cell cycle phase transition
Cellular component (GO): nucleus; centrosome; cyclin-dependent protein kinase holoenzyme complex
Molecular function (GO): cyclin-dependent protein serine/threonine kinase regulator activity
Source: RefSeq, a predicted model, not a curated record